AGGUGCAUCACAAAAAAGGGAACAUUCAGCCAUUACACUGCGAUGAGGUGUGCCGGAGAUUUUGCAUAGAUUAUCAAGCAAUCAAGAAGCCACUAAAAAUUUCUGGAGUUGCUGAGCACACCUUUGCGCAUAGGUGUCUGGGUGUGGGUGGCUGGAUUCUUUGGGUUCUAUACUGUUCUGGGGUGUAGCUGUAGGUUAUUUUCCAUUACUUUGGGUGUAAUUAGAGGAGUUUCUUUUUGUAUUUAUCCUGAAAAUGACGGCUCAGGUAGACUACCUGGCGGUGUUGUUCACCACCACAUCUGGCGCGAGCGGAGACCUCUUGGGUUCGGACGAGACGGAGCUCGAGCAGUUGGUGUGGCAGCUCGUGGACUUGAAGAACAAAAAGUUGGGAAAGGUGAAUGAGGUGUUAAUAAGGCCUGAGCACUCUGACCUUACAGAAGAUUGUCUGGGGGAGAGAGAGGACAGCGAGGAGUCUGUCUCUACAGUCACAGGCUUGGAGAACGCGCUAAACCAGUUCCAUCUGAGAUUGACCAAUGAGGUGAACAGCUUAGGCGCGGGCACGUCAGUGUGUGUGUGUACGGACGGGCAGCUCCACAUUCGCCAGGUUCUCCACCCCGAAGCUGCGGACAAGAACCUGGCACUGCCAGAAUGUUUCAACUCCUUUUUUGACCUGAGGAAAGAGUUCAGGAAGCACUUCCCCUCUGCAGACACCAAGAGCCUGGAGGUGCAGUACAUGGCAGAAUCUCUCAGUGUAACUGUGGAGCCAGUAGCCAUAUUGGAGCCGCCGACCGUACUGGAUCCAACGGCCAUGUUGGAUCCGACGGCCAUGUUGUCACCGGUCACAGCAGCACUGCAGGUCCAGACCAUGGCCAACAUCGUUCUAGCCCUGCUAUUGGAACCCUUAUGUCACACAUUCUCAAACCCAGAGAGAGUCACUGAGAAGUUUGAAAGUGGCACUUGCAGUAAGAUGGAGCGUGUGUGUGACAACACAGUGAUCAGAGCGAGGGGGUUGCCGUGGCAGUCAUCUGACCAGGACAUCGCUCGCUUCUUCAGAGGACUCAACAUUGCCAAAGGUGGUGCUGCGUUGUGUCUGAACGCCCAGGGUCGGAGGAACGGAGAGGCUAUGGUCCGCUUCAUCAGUGAAGAGCACAGAGACAUGGCCCUGCAGAGACACAAACACCACAUGGGCAACAGAUACAUAGAGGUGUACAAGGCAACAGGAGAGGACUUCCUUAAGAUAGCAGGCGGUACCUCCAGUGAGGUGGCGUUGUUUCUGUCUCGCGAGGACCAGGUGAUUGUCAGGAUGAGAGGUCUUCCCUUCACCGCCACACCUGACCAGGUGCUGGCCUUCUUCUCCCAGGGGGAGGGGCCUAAAGAGGCGUGUCCUGUCAGUGGUGACAAGGAUGGCAUCCUAUUUGUGCGUUUCCCUGAUGGAAGGCCGACAGGCGACGCCUUUGUCCUAUUCGCCAGUGAGGAGCAUGCUCAGUGCGCUCUCAGGAAGCACAAAGACAUCCUGGGAAAGAGAUACAUUGAGCUGUUCAAGAGCACCGCCGCCGAGGUGCAACAGGUGUUGAACAGGUACACGUCAGCCCCUCUGAUCCCCGUGGCUCCAGCCCCCCUGGUGUCAAUGUUGCCCUCUGUGUCUCUGUUGCCCUCUCCUGGUGGUGUGAGGGACUGCCUCAGGCUGAGGGGGCUGCCCUACACCGCCACCAUAGAGGACAUACUGGCCUUCCUAGGAGAAUACACACACGACAUCAGACCACACGGAGUACACAUGGUGGUCAACCAACAGGGUCGUCCGUCAGGGGACUGUUUCAUCCAGAUGCGUUCAGCGGAGCGGGCUUUCUCUGCCUCCCAGCGGGUCCACAAGCAGGUGAUGUCUGGUCCGGGCCAGGCUGGCAAGCGAGGGGUUAACAGCCGCUAUGUGGAGGUGUUCCCCUGUAGCGCUGAAGAGAUGGGUCUGGUGUUGAUGGGAGGCUCCCUCUCACACACACACAUUCACACACACACCCGGACCAGGAGUAGGACAGGGCUCAGCCCGCCGCCAUGUAAGUCCAGACGUCUGUCUCCUCCCUCCUACUCCUUCCCACCCAUCCCUUCCAUCAUGCCGGCUGAGGCUGCCGGCCUCUUCCCUCCCAUUGGGCAGGUGCUGCUGAGUCCACGCCCCCUAGGACCUGGACACGCCUACUACCCAGCUAGCACUCAGCUCUACAUGAACUACACUGCAUACUAUCCCAGUCCCCCAGGUUCUCCCAACACUAUAGGGUACUACCCCUCUCCCACCCCCCUGCCCUCCCCUGGGGGAGUGGUCCGUAUGCAUGGCCUCGCCUAUAAAGAACUGCUCAACACCAUUCAGGGAUACCAGAGUCCUAUGGAGGCAUUGCCUGUACUGAGCAGUAUGAUUGGUCAGUCCAGCAGCGGUGAUGCUCUGAUGCCCUUCCCCCCUCUCCUGACCAAGCAGGGAGGGCACUACCUGGACCUAAACAUGCUGUAGAAGGCUCAAAGAUCCACACACUGGGCCACAUUGGGGUUUCACCCAGAUCUGGAGGGCCACAGUGAAAAGUGGUUAUAUUUCCUUUUUUUAUAUAAGACAUGGCUCUUUAUAUUAAACAUGGCUCUCUCUAUAUUAAACUGUGCCGAAAGUUUGACCUGCCUGCACCACAAUAUCACACAACACACACUCCUGCACCACAAUAUCACACAACACACACUCCUGCACCACAAUAUCACACAACACACACUCCUGCACCACAAUAUCACACAACACACACGUGCGCAUGUGUGUGGACGUGGGGGAAUGUCCUGGCCUCCAGCUCUGAUGUGUGUUCCCUGUCUUGAGUUUUGUGGUAUAUACAGUGUAUAUGCUUGAGAGCAGAAAUGUAUUUUAUAUCAGAGCUUUGCCUCAGCCAAACAGCAGCUCUGUCUUAUAUUGCACAUAGUAUUUUAAAAAAGCUUUCUAGAGAGACGUUCUUAGAUGUUACAACCACUUCAGGAGACGUCUGUUAGAAGUAGAGCUGCGUUUAGUACUAAUUAUUCAUCUGAACCUUUCUUCAUGACUUGCAUGCAUUUGUGUAUGUGUGUAAGUGCUUGUGAAUGUGUGUGUGUGUGUAUAAGUGUGUGGAUGUGUGCGUAAGUGCGUGUGUGAGAGAGAGAGAGGAAUGUGCAUAGUGCACUACUCUCUCUAGAUACUAUAUGUAUAUAUUUUAUUUUAUACUGUCUGUCUAAAAACAUAUUACAUUGUAUUUCUUUAUACUUUCUAUAAUUUUACAAUCCAAUACUAGAACGUUGUAUUAGGAAGCCUCCUGCAUGAAGAAGUUAGUAGUGCUAGCUACACUCAGAUGUUUACAUGUUAUGGAAAAUAUAAAGCACUGCUAACCAAUCAGAUUACUAUACAGAUUAUACUGUAUAUCAACAGCAUAGUGUCUGACAUAAAAGUUACAUGUCAAAUGCUGAAUCACUCCCACACCCCUCCCAUCUAACCUGUUUAUGUUUGCCUAGUUCCACUCCACCCUUGCCUUUUGUAUGUGAUGCCAAGCUGAGCCCAGAGCCAGGAGAUUACUAUUCCUGUUGCCAGUGGUGUAAAGUACUUAAGUAAAAAUACUUUAAAAUACUACUUAAGUAGUUUUUGGGGGUAUCUGUACUUUACUUUACUAUUUAUAUUUUUGACAACUUUUACUUUUACUCCACUACGUUCCUAAAUAAAAGUAUGUACUUUUUACUCCAUACCCAAAAGUACAAGUUACAUUUGGAAUGCUCAGGCAGGACAGUAAUAUGGUCAAUUCACACACCUAUCAAUAUAAGGCGUUGUAAUCCCUACUGCCUCUGAUCUGGCAGACUCACGAAAAUAAAAUAAUGCGUUUGUUAAUGAAUCUACUUUUUUACGACAGUUUAGUAGUUUUUCCACCACUGUACUUAAGGACAUUUAAAACCAGAUACUUUUAGACUUUUACUAAAGUCAUUUUCUAUUAAGGUAUCUUUACUUUUACUCAAGUAUGACAAUUGAGUACUUUUUCCACCACUUCCUAUUGCCUUACCCAGCUCGGUCCCAACUCACUGUGAUGGAGAUUUACCACUGUGCUCUCUGAUUCCUUACUGUAAUGUCACUGUGCCUCCAUCUCAACAGUCUACUUCACUGACAUAAAAGGACAUAUUGUUCUCAACUAUCAUGAGUUUUCAGAUCAGUGCAGACUGAGGGGAGGCAAGGAGAGGACCGCGCUUCAGACUAUUGAAACUCAACCAGUGUGUUUUACUCCCAUGAAGGCCAGAUUAGACAGUAGAGCUAUAAAUGGCCUAUGAUGAUGUAAUACAUUGAUGUCUGCUGUGACUGUGGGUCCCUGGCUGUCCAGGGAACUCUCCUGUGACCACACUGACACUAAUAAAUAGAACAUGUGAAACAA
This is a messenger RNA of Oncorhynchus mykiss (rainbow trout), 4397 nucleotides long. The record is from RefSeq and is a predicted model, not a curated record. Lineage: Eukaryota; Metazoa; Chordata; Actinopteri; Salmoniformes; Salmonidae.